Molecule: messenger RNA, 2265 nt
Organism: Solanum lycopersicum (tomato)
Lineage: Eukaryota; Viridiplantae; Streptophyta; Magnoliopsida; Solanales; Solanaceae
Source: RefSeq, a predicted model, not a curated record
UUAAUAUACGAGUGUGACUAUUAAGAUAAUUAACUCUGUUUUGCUCCUUACCACAGUCUAAAACCCAAAAUUUCAGUCAAAAGGGAUACAAAAUCUCGAUACACUUUCUGUUCAAGAAGAUAAUCUAUGUUUUGGCGAGCUCAUCACAUCUCCAUCUUCUUCCUCCAGCAAAAUUCAUCCAAAAAGUUUCUGUCUUUGCCUUGCUUCUUGCUGUAUUCUUGAAACCCCACAUUGAUUCUGCAGGGAGAUUUGAGUUGUUCAAGUAUAAUCCAUGUGGGGCUAUUAGAUAUCAGUAUGAGUUUGACUUUUUCAAUAAUCAAAUAAAGGAGAAUGGCAGGUCUUUUUUCGAACAAUUAGAAGAGAGAUUCAAAAAAGUGUAGCACAAUAUGUAUCGCCCUGUGCCUAUUACUACCCGAGGUGGGGAACCUACAGAUAGUGGAGAUCCUGUGGUGACGUUGGACCAAGUUCCACGUUGGAGUAAUGCGGAAUUUAGGUAUGCACAUGAGAAUGAAGAUCCUACUAAUUCAUGCUUUCCGGACCCCUUGGCAUCUGCUUCUGGGUCUGAAUUUAAUGGUAGUGGCAUAGUUUCCAAGUUUCCCAUGGAUCAUGAGAUUAACUCCAAGAUAUACUUGUGGAGAGGCGACCCCUGGAAUCUCGAGGUAGAUGCUGUUGUUAACUCUACUAAUGAGAACUUAGACGAAGCUCACAGCAGCCCAGGAUUGCAUGCUUCAGCUGGACCUGGUCUUGCAGAAGAGUGUGCCACAUUGGGAGGCUGCCGGACAGGAAUGGCAAAAGUUACAAAUGCUUAUGAUCUUCCUGCUAGGAGGGUCAUACAUACUGUUGGUCCCAAGUAUGCUGUAAAAUACCAUAUUGCUGCAGAGAAUGCGCUAAGCCAUUGCUAUCGCUCUUGCUUUGAGCUUCUUAUAGAAAAUGGGCUGAAGAGCAUUGCUAUGGACUGUAUAUAUACAGAAGCGAAAAGUUACCCACGAGAACCAGCUGCUCAUGUGGCAAUAAGAACUGUAAGGCGGUUCAUUGAGAAACAGAAAGAUAAAGUAGAGGCAAUUGUUUUCUGUACUACUACAUCACAAGAUACGGAGAUUUAUAAAAGAUUGCUUCCACUCUAUUUUCCUCGGGAUAAGCAUGAGGAGGAAGUUGCCCUUCUAAAACUUCCUGCAGAUGUUGGGGAUGAAAAUGGGGAGACAACUAUAGAUGAGCGUAAAAUUAGGAUAAAACCGUUACCAAAUGUCAAAAAGUCCAAUCCAAGGAUUUCCCAGGCCUCUGUUGAUUUGUCUGUCAGUAAUGUUGGUUUGACCAGUAGGAGUUCAUCCUAUUUGGAUGCUUUUCUGGAUCCUGCUUUUAUGUCCCUGAUCAAGGACCCAGAUCAGCGACGGAAAGAACAAUGGGAAAAAACUGCCCAAGCUCAAACUAGCUGGAACUUCUUUAAAAUGUUUGGAUAUGGUGACGUCGCAGGACCUCCUUUGUCAGCUGCAGAAGAAUACUCGCUUCAUUCUAGAUAUAUUGCAAAAGCAAAUACUCUGAAUUUUUCAGAAAUUGCAGAAAUGAAAAUUGUCUACCGAGGAGGGGUUGACAGUGAAGGCCGUCCAGUAAUGGUUGUUGUGGGGGCACAUUUCCUGCUAAGAUGUCUUGAUCUGGAGAGAUUUAUUAUCCAUGUUGUAAAGGAAUUUGAACCAUUGAUACAGAAACCUUACUCUAUUGUGUACUUCCAUUCUGCUGCAACUCUACAGAUGCAACCAGAUCUAGGAUUAAUGAAGAGGAUACAACAAAUUCUUGGUCGCAAGCACCGGCACAACCUUCAUGCGAUAUAUGUUCUUCACCCUACUUUUGGACUGAAGAGUGCAGUUUUUGGUUUACAACUCUGUGUGGAUAAUGUGGUAUGGAAGAAAAUAGUAUAUGUAGAUCGUCUUCUGCAAUUAUUCCGCUAUGUUCCUCGUGAGCAGCUGACUAUUCCAGAUUUUGUUUUCCAGCAUGAUUUGGAAGUAAAUGGAGGGAAGGGCCUAAUUGUGGAUCCUAGAACCAAGUAUGUUUAUCAGAGACCAUAGUCUCAAAACUUCAUCCGAUAAAAGAAGAAAAUAGACGCUGUAGUAAGAUUGUGGAAUUUAAAUUUGUUUGUACAGAGGCUGUAAUUGUUUUGUGCAAUAUUAGCAGUGUAUUUAGCUAACUUUGUCUGUAAUUUGAUUUAUUUAUGCAACCAUAUGUCCAGUCCUGUGCUAGCUAAUGGCAAUAAAUUUCUUUGUUUCUGCAACA